UUCUUCUUCUUCUUCUUGAUAUAAGAGCAGCCGGGGUGGCUUCUGGAAGGCGAUUCCCUUCCGACACUGGCGCGUUCGCGGACUGGGUGGCCCCCUCGGCCGCCACAGCCAGAGGCGACGACCUCUGCCUCGGCUUUAAUGGCGGCGGCGGAGGAGGAGGGGGAGGGGGAGGCGGAGGCGGCGGGGGAGUAGUGUGGGCUGGCCCUGGCUCGUCGGCCGCGGCUGGGGGCGGUGGUGGGAGGCAAGACAUUAAUUACGGGAUACCUACCGAUAUGGGCAUGGUGGUGCUGGCCUCCGCCGCGUCCUUCCACCAGCAGCACCACCACGAGUCGCUGCUCGCCUCUGCCGCGGCGGAGCAGCACCCCAUCAUCCCCCUCCUCGCCGCUGCGCCGUGCCUUGUCGAGGAUGACAACCCCGCUGCGCGGGCCAAGCCCGGCGGUAUCCACCUCUGGCAGCCGGUCCUGCCCCAGCCGCCUCACCACCUCCCGCCCGCCCAUGGAAGCAACCCUAACCCUAAUGUCACUCUCUCCAAUUACCUCAGAAAGCCCGUGCCUAUGCUCGAUCCCACCGGAAUUAUCGCGGGUGCCGGCGCCGUCGCCGCGGGGGGAGGGACGUCUACGUGCCAGGACUGCGGGAACCAGGCCAAGAAGGAUUGCAGCCACCGGAGGUGCCGGACGUGCUGCAAGAGCCGCGGGUUCGAGUGCUCGACCCACGUCAAGAGCACCUGGGUCCCCGCCGCACGCCGCCGCGAGCGCCAGGUCUCCGCCGCCGCCGCGGGCUCCUCCGCCUCCACCUCGGCGCCCAAGAAGCCCCGCCUCGUGGCCUCGCAGACCGGGACCGCCUCCCACACCUCCACCUCCAACACCACCCCUCCUCGUAGCUUCGACACGACCUCCAGCCACCAAGACGCGAACGUCAAAGAGAGCCUCCCGGCGCACGUACGAGCCCCGGCGGUGUUCAAGUGCGUGCGAGUCACAUCCAUCGACGACGGCGAAGACGAGUACGCCUACCACGCCAUGGUCAAGAUCGGCGGGCGCGUCUUCAAGGGCUUCCUCUACGACCAAGGCCUCGACGACGGCGGCAGCCACGCCGACGACGCCAAGGACGCCAUUCCCAACAUCUCGGAGCUGCACCUCGGGAACAGAAACGGUGGCGCUUCUUCGUCGUCGCCGAUGCUUCCCUCCGACGUCUUCGGAGGCAGCGGUGGAUUGAUGGGAGGCACCAACUACGGUAACCAAAUGAACUGAACUCCUCCUCAGCAUUCUCACACACGCACCCAAUCCUCUCACUGAGCUCAACAAUCCCAUCUUUUUUAACGUCGUCGUCUUGUGUUAUGUGAGACCAUGGAUGCCCGGAGGUGGCCGUGAGGGGUUGGUUGGUUCUACAUGUUGUAACCAUAUGUGUCUUCUCUAUCGACUCGCCUUCUUCUUCUUUCUACUUGAGAGACUAUUAUUUCUCGUUCUAAUAAUUCUAUUUGUUGCAUCCUCUCUCUCUCUCUCUCUCUCUCUCUCUCUCUUCCGGUCUUCUUCCAUGUGCAACACAGUGUUGCACUGCUAUGAGGUGAUUGGGGCUUUCUAUUCUUUGACUUCUCUCCCAAAUAUGCUUUCUAUUUCGAGGAAGGAAAGUGGUGCAACGCAGUUGCAUUAGGGUGGGAGCCUGCGCCCUCUUCUCGACUGUUUCAUUCAUGUGAUAUGGUGGGAGGAUGUGUUCUUUAUAAAUGGCUUCAUGCCUUUCAAUUUUGCUGGGUGUGUUGAGAGUGGGUGUGGGUGCUGUAGGGCACUGCAUUGGAACUUGCAUCCGAACGACGCUUUCUCCAUCAGAGCAAUGGGUAGAACGGUUCAUCGACUGGCCGUAAGUGAAACAUGGCCUGCUUUUACUGCUUGCUUUCUUUUCCGAGGGGUGUUGAUAUGGCAUCAGGUUUACUGUUCUUCCUGUUCUUUUUGCCAUCCCAUCAACUCUUGCCUGUGAACCUCAUCAUAGCUGCACAAUGUAUUGCUGUGCUUGCAUUAUUUAAUUGUAUUUGUAGCUUAA
Molecule: messenger RNA, 2031 nt
Organism: Musa acuminata AAA Group (dessert banana)
Lineage: Eukaryota; Viridiplantae; Streptophyta; Magnoliopsida; Zingiberales; Musaceae
Product: protein LATERAL ROOT PRIMORDIUM 1-like
Exons: 2
Coding region: 273-1247 (324 amino acids)
Biological process (GO): positive regulation of DNA-templated transcription
Cellular component (GO): nucleus
Molecular function (GO): DNA-binding transcription factor activity; DNA binding
Source: RefSeq, a predicted model, not a curated record